UUGGUCAAAGAAGUCACCUACACAGAGCGUGUUGUUAGAGCUGUUCUGAGCGGGUGUUUGGGCUGUUGGCUGCUUUCUUCCCCCUCUCUCACACACUUGUAUAUUAUUUUGAGGUGCUGUUCGCAGAGUUUGAAAGGAGAGAGAAUUUAAAAAAAAAAAAACCGCAAGCGUUUCACUCUUUUAUUUUUAUAAUCCCCUCCAAUUUGGGGUUAAAAAAAAGAGACAAGAAAACAGGAAGGAAGAAAAAUAAGGAAAUGAGAUGUGGUAAAAGAAGCUAAAAGGUGCCUUUUAAAAGAUCGUUGCUGUGAGGUGAAAAAAAUCUCCAGAGAAACCAAAAAGCACCGCCGAGACCUCUUCCGAACCAAAGGAGUUUGUGUUUGCUUUUAGGAAAGAAGAGAGAGAUCAUUCAUUCGGAGGAAUAACAACCAAUUAAAAGACAAAUAAAAAAAAGUUUGGAGUGGGACGCCGAGCGAGCCAGCGAGCCAACGAGCGAGCGGGAGCGCUGCCGGCGGGCGCUGGGGCGCGGAGCUCGCACUUUCCCGGCCCGGGUGAGCUGCGCGGCCGCGGCGCCGGGCUCGGCGGGCGCGCCUCGGCGGAGCGAACGUCGGAGCGUUGCCGCGGGAGACGCGCGCCGGACAAUGCCCGCGGUGGGCCAGUGACGCCCGCGGGGAAUGCGGAGCGGCCCGGCCGCCCGCCCGCACCCAGCCGCCGCCGCGCGUUCCUGCCGCCCGCGUCACGCGAGACCCGGCAGGGGCCGGGACCGCCCGAGCCGCCCCUCGGACCCGGCCGGCCGCCUCCGCCGCCGCCUCCUCCUCCUCGAGGCCAUUAAAGCCAAUGAGCCGCGCGCCUCUGCCCAGCGCAGCCAACUAAAUCGGUUUGGAUGAUUCGCGACCUGAGCAAGAUGUACCCGCAGACCAGACACCCGGCACCGCAUCAGCCUGCUCAACCCUUUAAAUUUACAAUUUCCGAGUCCUGUGAUCGGAUUAAGGAAGAGUUUCAGUUUUUACAGGCUCAAUACCACAGCCUGAAACUGGAAUGUGAGAAACUCGCCAGUGAGAAGACAGAGAUGCAGCGGCAUUAUGUGAUGUAUUAUGAGAUGUCCUAUGGGUUGAAUAUAGAAAUGCACAAGCAGGCAGAGAUUGUCAAGAGGCUGAAUGCUAUCUGUGCACAAGUCAUUCCUUUCCUGUCCCAAGAGCACCAGCAACAAGUGGUGCAGGCUGUGGAACGGGCCAAGCAGGUGACCAUGGCAGAACUGAACGCCAUCAUUGGGCAGCAACAACUCCAGGCCCAGCAUUUAUCACAUGGACAUGGUCUGCCAGUGCCUCUGACCCCACACCCUUCAGGGCUUCAGCCCCCUGCCAUUCCUCCUAUUGGUAGCAGCGCCGGCCUUCUGGCCCUCUCCAGUGCCCUGGGAGGCCAGUCCCACCUUCCAAUUAAAGAUGAGAAGAAGCACCAUGACAGUGAUCACCAAAGAGACAGAGACUCCAUCAAGAGCUCUUCGGUUUCCCCAUCAGCCAGUUUCCGAGGUGCUGAGAAGCACAGAAACUCCACAGACUACUCCUCUGAUAGCAAAAAGCAGAAGACCGAAGAAAAGGAGAUUGCAGCUCGUUAUGACAGCGAUGGUGAGAAGAGUGAUGACAACUUGGUGGUUGACGUUUCCAAUGAGGAUCCAUCUUCACCUCGAGGGAGCCCAGCACAUUCCCCGAGAGAGAAUGGUCUGGACAAGACACGCCUGCUCAAGAAAGAUGCCCCCAUCAGUCCAGCCUCGAUCGCAUCUUCCAGCAGUACUCCUUCCUCCAAAUCCAAAGAACUUAGCCUUAACGAGAAAUCUACUACUCCUGUGUCAAAGUCCAAUACCCCUACUCCACGAACCGAUGCCCCUACCCCAGGCAGUAAUUCCACUCCCGGAUUGAGGCCUGUCCCUGGAAAACCACCAGGAGUCGACCCCUUGGCCUCAAGCCUGAGGACCCCAAUGGCAGUACCUUGUCCAUAUCCGACCCCGUUUGGGAUUGUGCCGCACGCUGGGAUGAAUGGGGAGCUGACCAGCCCCGGAGCUGCCUACGCGGGGCUGCACAACAUCUCCCCGCAGAUGAGCGCGGCUGCUGCUGCUGCGGCCGCAGCCGCUGCCUAUGGGCGAUCACCAGUGGUUGGAUUUGAUCCGCACCAUCACAUGCGUGUGCCAGCAAUACCCCCAAACCUGACGGGCAUUCCAGGGGGAAAACCAGCUUACUCCUUCCACGUCACUGCGGACGGUCAGAUGCAGCCUGUCCCCUUCCCCCCGGACGCCCUCAUCGGCCCCGGCAUCCCCCGCCACGCCCGCCAGAUCAACACGCUGAACCAUGGGGAGGUGGUGUGCGCGGUGACCAUCAGCAACCCCACGCGGCACGUGUACACAGGGGGCAAGGGCUGCGUUAAGGUCUGGGACAUCAGCCACCCCGGCAACAAGAGCCCUGUCUCUCAGCUCGACUGUCUGAACAGGGAUAACUACAUCCGUUCCUGCCGAUUGCUCCCUGAUGGUCGCACCCUCAUUGUGGGAGGGGAAGCCAGCACCCUGUCCAUUUGGGACCUGGCGGCUCCCACCCCGCGCAUCAAGGCAGAGCUGACGUCCUCUGCCCCCGCCUGCUAUGCCCUGGCCAUCAGCCCCGACUCCAAGGUCUGCUUCUCCUGCUGCAGCGAUGGCAACAUCGCCGUGUGGGACCUGCACAACCAGACGCUGGUGAGGCAAUUCCAGGGCCACACGGACGGGGCCAGCUGUAUUGACAUUUCUAACGAUGGCACCAAGCUCUGGACGGGCGGCUUGGACAACACUGUCCGGUCCUGGGACCUGCGUGAGGGGCGGCAGCUGCAACAGCACGACUUCACCUCCCAGAUCUUUUCCCUGGGCUACUGCCCAACCGGAGAGUGGCUGGCAGUGGGGAUGGAGAACAGCAACGUGGAGGUGCUGCACGUCACCAAGCCUGACAAGUACCAGCUCCAUCUCCACGAGAGCUGCGUGCUGUCACUCAAGUUUGCUCAUUGUGGUAAAUGGUUUGUAAGCACGGGCAAGGACAACCUCCUGAAUGCCUGGAGGACACCUUAUGGGGCCAGUAUAUUCCAGUCCAAAGAAUCCUCAUCGGUGCUCAGCUGUGACAUUUCUGUGGAUGACAAAUACAUUGUCACUGGCUCGGGGGAUAAGAAGGCCACGGUUUAUGAAGUUAUUUAUUAAGGACAAAUCUUCAUGCGAACUGGACUCCUUCUCCUUGUAGCACUUUGUUCUGUCAUCCUUCUGUUCCUCCGCAUCCAAAAUCAAGGAUUUCUAAUACUCACUGCAGUUGUGGCGUUCAGCCCCCUCCUUCCCCCACUUCCUCCCUGCUAUUGAAUUGUGAAUACUCAUUAAGAACCUGUGAUACCAAAUCUUCAGCUCUCUACUCGGAAGAACAUGGAUAACCCUGCUUACCAGUGAAUGGAAUCUUUAAUUAUGUAUUAUAUCUGUAAUAUAUUUAUUUUGUUUAAAGAAGGCUUUCUAACAAUGACUGACUAAAUCAAGCUGUCUGCUCCUGCA
This is a messenger RNA of Hippopotamus amphibius kiboko, 3541 nucleotides long. Its product is annotated as transducin-like enhancer protein 4. The transcript has 20 exons. Lineage: Eukaryota; Metazoa; Chordata; Mammalia; Artiodactyla; Hippopotamidae. The record is from RefSeq and is a predicted model, not a curated record. The coding region runs from base 881 to 3205 and encodes 774 amino acids. Gene Ontology annotation, biological process: negative regulation of canonical Wnt signaling pathway; regulation of DNA-templated transcription. Gene Ontology annotation, cellular component: transcription regulator complex; nucleus. Gene Ontology annotation, molecular function: transcription corepressor activity; protein binding.